Malus domestica (apple) is the source of this 1027-nucleotide messenger RNA. RefSeq lists its product as uncharacterized. NCBI's taxonomy places the organism in Eukaryota, Viridiplantae, Streptophyta, Magnoliopsida, Rosales, Rosaceae. The record is from RefSeq and is a predicted model, not a curated record.
AAUGGAAUGGAACUUGGAAGUCUACAAAGGUGCACACAGCAUUUACUAGGGUUUACCAAUACCCAACGGCCAUUACUCCCCAUUGAGCCCCCAAACCUCCCACUUUUCCCACUCCACUUCCCCCUCCACUACCUGCUCCCUCUGCUUUCCCACAAAGCAGAUACCCCAAAAGCACUUAAAAAAACAGCAAAAAAACAGAGAGCAAAAUGUCCAACAAGUCACCAAUCUUUCCGAUGCCACAAACCCAACACUUCAGCGACUAUGGCUUCGACCCCCAAAUCGACUACUUUCAGGUUCUGGAGGACGCAAGGAGGCACAAGCGGGAGACGACGAGAUCCAUAGACUCCGUACACUUCAAGCUCCAAAAACCCAUCUCAAAAGACGACCCCAAAAAACCCCACCACAAGAAAACCAAGAAGAAGCGCUGGUGGAAAAGCGCUCUGCUUUUCUUCAAAUGGAACAAGCUGACAACCCACCACUACCACCGCGGCCCCGCCGGUGAUGAAGAUGUUCAUCAGGCCAGGGCCAAAGCCUUCCGGGCUUCGAUUUCUGGGCCGGUUUACAUCACUGAGAGCAGAAGUGGGUCGAGCACGCCUUACCGGAGUACUAGCAGGCCGUCGUCGGGACCGCUCGCCGGAACAAUGUCUCCGGCGAGUAAAGAUGAGAUGGGCAUCCCUUACCUGAGCCUGAGGGAGCUUAACAUGGAGCAGCAGCAACAGAGGAGCUCUACAUCUGCCAUGCCUAUAUAUUUGGUUACUUAAUUAGUAAUUUGGGGUGUUUAAAUUUUAAUUAUAUUGUUGAUCUUUUGGAGAGCCAUAUAUAUUUUAGUAAUUGGUCUUCUUUUGAUUAAUUAAGUGGGAUGCCAAAUGGGGUUGGAUUUGUUUGUCCCUUUUUUUGGUUUUGCAAACUGCAAAAGCGUUUGAUCCUUUGGAGGAAAGUUAGGUCCUCCUUUUGGUGUUUGUUGUUGCUCACCUUUAUUAAGUUGUGAAACUAAUGAACCCCGCUUUGACUGAACGAUCACUUUCCA